This is a messenger RNA of Arxiozyma heterogenica, 4365 nucleotides long. RefSeq lists its product as uncharacterized. Bases 1 to 4365 code for a protein of 1454 amino acids. Gene Ontology annotation, cellular component: cytoplasm; cytosol; nucleus. Lineage: Eukaryota; Fungi; Ascomycota; Saccharomycetes; Saccharomycetales; Saccharomycetaceae. The record is from RefSeq and is a predicted model, not a curated record. Gene Ontology annotation, molecular function: protein serine/threonine kinase activity; ATP binding. The transcript has a single exon. Gene Ontology annotation, biological process: protein phosphorylation; negative regulation of glycogen biosynthetic process; intracellular signal transduction.
AUGCCGUAUAUUGGAGCUUCAAAUAAUUCAACUUAUUCUUUCAGGAGUUUGAAAGAAAAACAUUCAAUAAAAGAAUCAAGUAAUUCAGAAUUUAUCAUAAAAUCUCUAAAUAAAAGUAACUUUAAAUUAGAUAGCCAACAUAAUGAAAAUAAAAAUAAAAAUGAUAAUGAUAAUGAUGAUAAUACCAAGUUAGAUAAAGAAAAUGAUGGGUCUGUUGCAUCUUCGCUUUCAAGCUUGAGUGUGGCCACGCCCACAAAAGAAUACCGACCUUUGAUAGGAAGUGUUAUAUCUCAAAGUUACUCCUCUAAUAUAAACGAUUUGCCAGAUUGGAAUAAUUCGUCCAAGAAAUCGAAUAGUACAGCUAGCACUCCGUCGUAUAAAACUAUGAGAACAGCAUCUGUAGAUUCUACUAGUUCAAAUAUGACAGAUAUCGAUAUUCAGGAACUUUUCACUUUGCCUAAUGAAUCUACACAUUCCUAUUCAUAUAAUCCCUUAUCACCAAAUUCUUUGGCUGUAAGACUGUCCAUUUUGAAAAGAUCUUUGGAAAUUAUUAUUGCUAACCCAAGGAUGAUGGAAAAUGAUACAAGUCUGGACAGCCCUGUGAUCAGCAGUAUCAAACAACGACAAAUACAAAAUCAACAAGCAUCUUUACUACGGAACCCUCAUGGCUGGAAAAGAACCUACAGUCAACUGAGACCAUAUGUUUCAACAGCCAAUAUGGCAAAUUUAACAAGCAGAAGAUUCUCUGUAGCAACUGAAGAUCCUUUGAGUAAUUACCAACAAAGGAAAUGGACCUCGCCUGCUGCCGCUUUAAAUGCAUUUGUCGCAAAUCCUGCCAUAUCUAGCAAUUGUAAUAGCAACUGUAAUAAUAGUAAUUGUGGAAGCACCUUUAAUAGCAACGGUGAUAGGAUAUCAUUAAAACACAGAACUAAUUCAUUGGCUAUGUUACCUAAACUUUGGAAUGAUUAUACAUUUAAUUUUGAUAAUACUAACACCAAUACUAAUAGACCUAAAUUACAAUCCAAUAGGUCAAGAUCACAGAUUAAUAUUUCUUUAAAUAAUAUACCACCAGAAAGUGUUCCAGGCGUAUCUUUAAGGAAAAUAAGUGACCAUAUAAAUACUAGCCAUAAUUCCAAUACACCAAGUCUAUUAAAAAAUCAAUUCAACAACAACAACAAUAACAAUAACAAUAAUAAUAAUAAUAAUGUAUAUAACAAUGAUGACGAUUAUUCUUACAUUGAAGAACAACGAUCGAAUCUUAUCAGUUUACUGGACUUGUUAAAUGAAACUUUGGAAAAUAAUACAUCAGAAAAGGCAACAGAUCUUCACAUGUUGUCUCUAUACAAUAUCGAUAAACUUAUCCUAGACGAAGAUAAAGAAGGUACACCGUCUCCAAUGUCUUCAACAUCAAAUACAAAUUUAAGUAAUAUUGUAGAUGAGAAGAAGCAUACUAGAAAAUUAAAGAAAAUUCUUUUGGAUUCUUUGGCAGAACCAUUCUUUGAAAGAGAUGUUUCAAUUGAGGAGAGCUUAUUAGAAGAUGAAGCCACUUUGGAACGUGGGCUAGAUGAAUUUAUAACAAAUAACGGGGCUGACACCGUAGUCCUGAAUCCACCUAAACCACAGCAAGAUUAUGGUAAAAUCUUACACACAUUUACCUCAGCGAAAAACUCUGCACCACAAGCAAUUUUUACUUGUAUACAACAGCAUCCAUGGCAAUUUAGAGCUGCUAACGAUUUAGCUUGUCUAAUAUUUGGGAUUUCCAAAAAUGUAUUGAAGGCUUUGACAUUGUUGGAUUUGAUUCAUACUGACUCUAGAAGUUUUGUGAUUCACAAAUUAUUAACUACAGAAGAUCAGGAAUUGGUAUUUACUGGUGAAAUUAUUGGGAUAGUUCAACCGGGCACCUCAAAUAACGGGCUGAUUUGGGCAUCAUUUUGGGCCAAAAGAAAAAAUGGUUUAUUAGUAUGUGUCUUUGAAAAGGUUCCUUGUGACUACGUAGAUGUCUUACUUAAUAUAAAUACUUUUGAAGUGGAAAGCAUCAUUAAUAAAAAUAAUCUAUUGAAAGAUCCUGCAACAUUAAGAGAUGAUGAAGCAAACUCCCUACAACAUGGUAAAACUAAUGUAGAAACAACACCAGUUCUAUGUAAAUGUGGUCCGGUACAGUUUCAAGUGGGAAAUGAUUCACCAAAUACAAGUUCAAGUAAUUGUGACUGUAAUUUGGAUUUAAAAAAUGAAAAUACUUCUACAAGUAUAAAAAGUAGUCUACCUACUAUAAUUGAUAAAACUAAAAGCAAAAAGACUGUUAAGUUUGCAAACAUAUAUCAAAAGUUAAGUUCUAUUAGCCAAUCGUUAGCAAAGUUAAUCGAUCAAGUGCGGAAUGAAACGAUAUAUGAUCCUGAUGACUCUUUAUCGUCCAUGCCUGUAAGAAUAUGCAAUCAUGUUAAUCGUGCAAGAUAUUUCACAAUAAAUCAACCGACUUCGAAUAUCCCAUGUGCUGUAUCAUGUUCAGUUUUAGAGGAUCAGUUAAAAUUGAAAAUUCAUAGUUUACCUUAUCAAGCGGGUCUUUUCGUUGUUGAUUCUCACACAUUACAACUGAUAAGUUUUAAUAAAUCAAUAUCAAAAAAUAUGUUUGGUCAUCAUUUGUUUGAACUUGUUGACAGUCCAAUUACUAAAAUUAUCCCAUGUUUCAAGGAUAUGAUAGAUUAUAUUAGUAAGGAACAUCCUGAUUUGUCCAUUACCUUGCCAAAGAAUAGAGGCUUAGUUUUAACAGAGCAUUUUUUUAGAAAGCUUAAGGCAGAAAUGGAUGGUAAUCCAAAGGAUUUUUACAAUAGUACGGGUAUUGAUGGUAUUCAUAUCGAUGGAUCUAAAAUUAAAGUUGACUUUCAAGUACGUGUAUUGAAUAGUAAUUACUGUUUUGUGUGGAUUACUCAUUCCAGAGAUGUCGCGUUUGAAGAUUAUAAGGCCAAUCCUUCCCAAUUAAAAAUGUUAAAAGAAACUGAGUUGUCAUAUAUGAGCAGCUCUGGAAGUUCCGUUGCAUCAUCUAAAAAGCCUAGUAUUAAAGCUUCUGUAGCAGAAUUAAAAGAGGGAGUUAGUACUAUAUCUUUAAAAGACAAUCAAUUGGAGAUUAGUCAACCUACAUCUGCAGACAAAGAUUUAAAGUUGACAUAUGAAGUUCAUAAUAUUUCUACGUCAAGUCUGGCAACAAGUACUGACAAUACAUAUACAUUACGAUCUCAGCUGCGUUCUGAUCCAACAGAAAUUGAAAUAAAGAGUAGACUCUCUCAACUGUACCCGAAGGACAAAUCACAAUUUGUUAAAGACGACAACUUUAAGGUUGAUAAGACUUUAAUCAUAAGUAAAAUUUCCAGUACACCAACCCCAGAAGGUGAAGCUAUGGAACCAAGGCCACCGUCUCCUGCAAAAUCAACUGAUGAAAAUCUUGAAACAAACAUCGUACUUCCACCUGAAAAACAAUUAACCAAUGUAGAGUUAAAAAUUGAUAAUUAUCAAAAGACUACAUUUUUACACACACCUGCUACAAAUAUUGGUGCAUUAAAACGUGUCACUAAAUUUUCUGAUUUUUUGAUAUUACAAAAAAUGGGUGAAGGUGCUUAUGGUAAGGUUAACCUUUGUAUGCAUAAAAAAGAAAAAUAUAUUGUAGUCAUCAAAAUGAUUUUCAAAGAGAGAAUCCUGGUUGAUACAUGGGUUAGAGACCGUAAACUAGGAACCAUUCCAUCAGAGAUUCAAAUUAUGGCCACCUUGAAUAAACAACCACACGAAAAUAUUCUAAGUUUAUUAGAUUUCUUUGAAGAUGAUGACUAUUACUAUAUUGAAACUCCAGUUCAUGGUGAGACUGGUUGUAUCGAUCUAUUUGAUUUGAUUGAACUAAAAACAAAUAUGACUGAAUUUGAAGCCAAGUUGAUUUUUAAACAAGUUGUAUCUGGUAUAAAACAUCUACAUGAUUUAGGCAUAGUUCAUAGAGAUAUUAAAGAUGAAAACGUGAUUGUUGAUUCUAAAGGUUUUGUAAAGUUAAUUGAUUUUGGUUCAGCCGCAUAUGUUAAAAGUGGUCCAUUUGAUGUUUUCGUUGGUACUAUUGAUUAUGCAGCACCCGAAGUAUUAAGUGGUGAUCCAUAUGAAGGUAAGCCUCAAGAUAUAUGGGCUAUUGGUAUUUUGCUUUACACUAUUAUUUUCAAGGAAAACCCAUUCUAUAACAUUGAUGAAAUUUUAGAAGGUGAUUUAAAAUUUGGCAGUGACCCCAACGACGUAAGUCAAGAUUGCAUAGAUUUGAUUGUAAAAAUUUUAAAUAGAACGGUGAGAGACAGACCGACAAUUGAUGAUAUUUACAACAAUAAGUGGUUAAUUAUUUAA